AUGGGACAUGAGGAGCAUGGAGGGACUUGGCACAUGGAAGCAGCUCAACUGGAUACGCAAAGGAAGAAGGGAGAAGCCAUCUUGAAGACCAGCUCGACCGUCUACUCGACCAACCGGUCGAGUUCCUCAACUCGACCGGCCAAGCUUCAACUCGAUCGAGCUGAGAAGUCAACAGUGUAUGCGAACUCGAUCGAGUCGGUCUACAGAGGACUUGGUCGAGCUAGACUUACAACGGGUAGAAAGAGGGUUCAGAGGUCACAGAGGGUACAAGAGGAACCUGAGGUGCUUGUUGCUGAUACAAUGGAUGUACCAGAGGGGAAUGGAAACCCUUUGGGAAUGGACUCGGUCGAGCUAGGCAAACUCGACCGAUUGGUCAAGGAGAUGCUCCAAACCGCCACCAACAGAGACAAGGGAUUGUUCCACCACCAGUGCAGAACCACAACUUUGAGAUCAAGCUGGGAAUGA
Microthlaspi erraticum is the source of this 465-nucleotide messenger RNA. The record is from the annotation of a GenBank genome assembly. Lineage: Eukaryota; Viridiplantae; Streptophyta; Magnoliopsida; Brassicales; Brassicaceae.